UACUCUACCGGCUGUCACCGGUCGUUGCUUCUUUCUUCUUCCGGUAUCUUCCUUUAUAACCCUGUUUUCCUCUCGUCUUCUUUCCCGCCUUCUCUCUCUCUCUCUUCUUUUUACAUUCUCCGAUCGUCUGAGUUCUCUCACCUCUCCGUCCUCCGUGUGAAAUCGGAAUGGUGCAACCGAACAAUGAUGGAGAAGGGAUCAGAAGAAGAUCCUGUGGUUGUGGAAAGGAAGAUUUUCUUCCAGAGCAGUCGUUUCAAAGUUGGGGAAAUUAUACAAAAGCACUCAAAGCGAUGCCGGUCCGGUUCAUGGACCGACUCACGGCCCGAUCGGCCGAGCACACCGAGCUCGUGGAGAUGAAGGCUCGAAGCGAGCACGAGAUGAAGAAGAAUCUCACGUGGUGGGAUCUCAUGUGGUUCGGCAUCGGCGCCGUCAUCGGCGCCGGAAUAUUUGUCCUCACCGGUCUCGAGACUAAAAAACACGCUGGCCCCGCCGUCGUCUUGUCUUACGUCGUCUCCGGCAUCUCCGCCAUGCUUUCCGUCUUCUGUUACACUGAGUUUGCCGUUGAGAUUCCGGCCGCUGGUGGAUCAUUUGCCUACCUAAGGGUAGAACUAGGAGACUUCGUGGCAUUUAUAGCCGGUGGCAACAUCCUCCUCGAAUAUGUUAUCGGCAGUGCCGCUGUAGCUCGUUCAUGGACGUCAUACUUUGCCACCCUCUGCAACCGUCAUCCGAAUGAUUUUCGCAUCCACAUCCCUGCUUUUGCUCAUGAUUACAACCAGCUCGACCCCAUCGCCGUCGUUGUCAUUAUCGUCAUUUGCAUCUUUGCAGUUAUGAGCACCAAAGGCUCCUCUCGUCUCAACUACAUUGCCUCCAUUUUGCACAUCAUCGUCAUCCUCUUCAUCAUCAUUGCUGGGCUGACCAAAGCCAACCCCAAAAAUUUCACUCCCUUUGCCCCCUUCGGAGCUCGCGGCAUCUUUGUAGCUUCUGCCGUCUUGUUCUUUGCAUACGUUGGAUUCGAUGCAGUUUCGACAUUAGCAGAGGAGACUAAGAACCCGGGGAAAGAUAUCCCCAUUGGUCUUGUGGGAUCCAUGGUGAUUACCACUGCCGCGUAUUGUGUUCUUGCAGUUACGCUCUGCCUUAUGCAACCAUACCAGCAAAUUGAUGAAGAUGCACCCUUUUCUAUGGCUUUUGAGGCCGUUGGAUGGAGCUGGGCUAAGUACAUUGUUGCUGCUGGUGCUAUUAAAGGCAUGACCACCGUGUUGUUGGUCAGUGCAGUUGGCCAGGCGCGAUAUCUCACACACAUUUCUAGGACUCACAUGGUGUCUCCUUGGUUCGCCAAAGUCAAUGAAAGAACUGGAACUCCAGUGAACGCCACAACAUCCAUGUUGGUUGCAACAGCAAUAAUUGCCUUCUUCACAACUCUAGAGAUUCUUUCAAACCUUCUCUCAAUCUCCACUCUCUUCAUCUUCAUGUUAGUAGCUGUAGGCCUCAUUGUCCGGCGCUACUACGUCAGUGGCGAAACAACGCCGUCGAACAGAAACAAGCUCAUAAUCUGUUUGAUUCUGAUAAUGGGAUCGUCAAUUGCAACUGCCGCAUACUGGGGCACGAGUGAUGAUUGGAUCGGCUUUGCAGUGACCGUUCCUAUAUGGUUUCUCUCAACUCUAGCCCUAUGGCUCGGCGUCCCACAGGCGAAAAAGCCACGCGUGUGGGGUGUGCCACUGGUCCCAUGGCUGCCUUCAAUAUCCAUUGCCAUUAACAUUUUCCUUCUUGGGUCCAUUGAUACAGCUUCAUUUGGAAGGUUUGGGAUAUGGACUGGGGUUCUGUUGGUUUACUAUUUAUUUUUUGGGUUGCAUGCUUCUUAUGACACUGCCAUGGAGUCCAAGACCCAAGCACUAGAAGAAACUAAUAGCAGUGUGUGAAGAAUGGGGGAGGAUUUGAUUGGGAUGAUGAUGAUGCAGAAAUUGGAAUUUUAUUGGAUUUAGGAAAGGGAUCUUCUCAUGGUUGGUUAGUAGUGGAAAGAGUUAUAUUGUAUUUGAAUUAAUUAUUUGUUUUAGAUUAUUGAUGUUGUUGAUUAAGAGAUUUUGUGGUUAGCCACAAAAUCUAUUUGUAAAUGUGUCUUUAUUGUUUUCGUAUGAAAAGUGGUAGUUUGUCAUAGAAGUAAGAAAUUCUUUUUACUUUGUAUGCAUUUUAUUGUACUUGUAAUGGAAUUUUAUUUUUA
Molecule: messenger RNA, 2215 nt
Organism: Benincasa hispida (wax gourd)
Lineage: Eukaryota; Viridiplantae; Streptophyta; Magnoliopsida; Cucurbitales; Cucurbitaceae
Product: cationic amino acid transporter 1-like
Biological process (GO): amino acid transport; transmembrane transport
Cellular component (GO): plasma membrane
Molecular function (GO): L-glutamate transmembrane transporter activity; L-lysine transmembrane transporter activity
Source: RefSeq, a predicted model, not a curated record